CUCCGCUGGGCUACAUGCGACGACGCAGUUUUUUGCACACCCUCAAAAUAAAGUGAAUCUUGUGCCUGAAAAUGCCGUGGACUAGUGCCAACAGAAUCUACGCAAAACCCUCGAAUUCAAGUGCGGGCGAACCCGUAGUGGGUCCGAGUGCAGCGCGGCCGGCGCCCACCGCCGCCGCCGACUCGGGCGGUCGCUUCGAGCUCUGCGACCACGGCUACGGCAAGGGCUCCGUCAAGUUGCUACACGUGCACCGCGACGGCGACUACCACGCCAUCCGAGAGUUUGAGGUCUCCACCGAACUCAAACUCACAUCAGAAUCCGCUUACGUGGUAGGCGACAACAAAGAAGUUGUCGCGACAGAUUCUCAGAAGAACACAGUAUAUCUACUCGCGAAGAAACACGGAGUUAAAACGCCGGAGGAGUUCGGUGCGGUUGUUGUGAACCACUUCUUGUAUAUGUACAAGCAGAUAGUGGAGGCGAAGUGUCGUGUAGUGGAGUACCCCUGGGAGAGGCUGCAGGCCGGGACGCCGCAUAACCACGCUUUCGUGUUUUCACCAACAGCUACAAGAUGGUCUGAAGUUUCACAAAAAAGACAUGAGGCGGUCAAAGUGAAGUCUGGUCUGAGUGGUCUUCGAGUAUUGAAAACAACACAGUCUGCCUUCGUAGACUUUGUACAAGACGAAUAUACAACUUUAACAGACGCAGCUGAAAGAAUAUUUAGCACUGUCGUAGAAGCCGAAUGGACGUACGACAGCAUGCGGAGCGCGGACUUCGACAACGCGUGGCUCACUGUUAAAGACGCCAUAUUGGACAAGUUUGCGGGCCCCCCGGACACAGGGAUAUACUCACCUUCUGUCCAACAUACUUUGUAUUUAGCUGAGAAGACUGUUCUGGAAAAAGUUGCAGAGAUAACGUGGAUUAAGAUGACGAUGCCGAACAAACAUUACUUGAACAUUGAUGUAUCAAAAUUUCCCGCAAACGUGACUAAAGGGGACCCGCGCCACCACAUCUAUCAACCCAUAGACAAACCGGCGGGGCUGAUCUACGCGCAGCUACGGCGUAGACCAAAGAGCCAUUUGUGACACUCGUGGACUCGUAGCAGUCAGUCUACGGCGUCGGCUACGGCGUAGCUUGUUCUUGUCUCGACUUUCAGUCAGAAUGUACGCUAUGCGUUUAUGUGAUGGAUUUAUGUGCUUUAAAUAUUUUAAAAUACUCGUACCUAGGUCUCAAUGUUGAUGAUAGUCAGAAUAAAUUUUCUCAAAUACGCUAGGAAAAUAUGGAUUGGCUUGGAUAUUUAACGUAGUACUGAAUGUCGUCAUUUCCAUAACCCAAAUACAAUGUUUUAAACAUGACAAAUAGGAUACAGUUAUUCAAAAUUAAUGUAGUAUUGAAGCUCAGAACAGUUAACUAAAAACGGUAUUAUAAAAGAAAGUAAUCAAAAAAAGGUAUAUCCAUUUGUAUUGCAUGUAUGCGAUGGAAUUGAAACAUUAAAAAAAGAUAUAAGAAAGAAGAAGAAAGAAGUAAGUCAUAUAUACUGGAAAGGCGCAUUCAAAUGUUUUGUUAAAGUUAGUUAAGCGAUGCGCCUUAUGAUUAUUAUUUUAAGACCACAUAUGAAUAAUGUAAUUAAUAAGUAAAAUUUGUG
Amyelois transitella is the source of this 1642-nucleotide messenger RNA. It is a transcript of the gene Uro, whose product is annotated as uricase. NCBI's taxonomy places the organism in Eukaryota, Metazoa, Arthropoda, Insecta, Lepidoptera, Pyralidae. Gene Ontology annotation, cellular component: peroxisome. Gene Ontology annotation, biological process: urate catabolic process; purine nucleobase catabolic process. Bases 72 to 1082 code for a protein of 336 amino acids. The record is from RefSeq and is a predicted model, not a curated record. The transcript is spliced from 5 exons. Gene Ontology annotation, molecular function: urate oxidase activity.